This is a messenger RNA of Monopterus albus (swamp eel), 3309 nucleotides long. RefSeq names its product tetraspanin 34b (gene tspan34b). NCBI's taxonomy places the organism in Eukaryota, Metazoa, Chordata, Actinopteri, Synbranchiformes, Synbranchidae. The transcript is spliced from 6 exons. Gene Ontology annotation, cellular component: plasma membrane. The record is from RefSeq and is a predicted model, not a curated record. Bases 2145 to 2921 code for a protein of 258 amino acids.
UCAGCAGCAACAAUGGGAUGCUUUGGGUUCCUCAAAGUCAUGAUGUUUAUUUUCAAUGGCGUCAUCUUUGUAAGUUGAAAAAGCUUUAUUGUCCCACUGUUUACAUGGUGUAAAUUGGUUGGAGGACCAGAGAUCUCUACACUCCAACCAAAAGUUCAGUCAAGUUCAGUCUUUUCUUUUUAACAACAGGUUAAUUUGUUUGUCGAAUUUCAGGUUCCAGGUUUUUAUUUACAAUUGGCUGAGUGCAAGAGGCAAGAGUUCCUAGUUUAAAGUCGGUACCACCUGGGAUAAAAUGCGAAACAAAAAUAAUACAUUCAGUCUCAGUUUCACUGAGACAAAAAAGGUUUUGAGACAACCAGGUUUUAAUGUCACUCAGGCAAUCAAAAGGCUGGAAACUCCCUUGUUACAUCUCAGUGACAAAUACGUUUGUACAUCAUCUGCAUAGCAGUGGAAAGACGCGUUAUAUUUACUAAUAAUAAACGCCAGCACACGCAUAUACAAAGAGAAGAACGGGGCCAAGAAUGGAACCUUGUUGCACACCAUAUGAAAGCAGGCAUGAGAAAAAAAAUAUCCCCAAGCAUGAAACCCCUAUUAGAUAAAUAUGACUGAAACUGUUUUAAAAUAGUAUCCUGGAUCCCUACAGAUGUGCCAAACAAGAGGACUGUAUGAUCCACAGUGUCAAAGGCAGCUGUAAGGUCUAAAAGAGCCAACAUAGCAGGACAUCUGGCAUCAAUAGAUAAAAGAAUAUCAUUAUAAACCUUAGGAGUGCUGAUUCAGUGCUGUGCCGGGAUCUAAACCCAGACUGAAAUUUCUCAAAAAUGAAACGAUCCUGUAAAAAUGCCUGUAGCUGAUUAAAAACUAUUUUCUCUAAAACCUUUGAGAGGAAAAAGAGCUGGGGCACAGUCUUAAAUUAGACAACACCGAGGGGCCCAAAUUAGGUCGAGAUAUUCUGACUUUUGGUAACUAACAGGGUCAAGCUACAAACAUGCUGCAGCCUACAAUUCCCAUGAUGCAUCUCACCUGUCCUUAGACCCAACGUGGAUUAAGAAGGAGAGUGACGAUUCUCUAACGACAGUUUAUUGAUAGUAAUGGCAGAUCAUGGGAAUGUUGAAUAGUUGCAAACAUUAGCAGUGGUGCCAGAGAGUUACACUGACUUCUGAAGUAAGGAGCCAAAAUCAAUAGCAGGAAUUAUAAUUGUGACAUUUUAAGUUAGUGACAUGUUUUAAAACACAUUUCACAAUCUUUGUGACUAUCUCUCUCAAAUAUUGGGUCACUUUAAUACUUUGGGUACCUAGCUAAGUAGUUACAUGAGCUGAUAACAACAGAACACUGAAUUAGUUUGCAAGGCAGUAACUUCUGAUGCCCCCAGAAAACAGCAGUUAUUAAUUGACUGGAACUAUUGGAAGCUAAAUGAGUCACAUGACCUGCUGCCAUUUUUGACCCCUCAGUGUUGCAACUCUUCAGACUUAAUGGCUCUGCUUAGAGCCUUCCUGCUACAUAAAGGUUCAAGGAUACUUCUCGGUUCCCUUAAUUGCAGAGACAUUGCCCUCACUUGUAUCUUUUCCUUGUCACUUAGUCCUGCCCCCAUAGCAUGUGAGGUGAGAAGAAUUAAUGGUUCCUCAAUCCUCACUCAACCUGGAAGUCAUUCCCCUCGACCGAGGACCGAGGACGUUCCAAGCUUUUGGAGGAGCUAUGAGUGAGGAAGCACCAGACCAUCCUUCACUGAAGGCUUUUAUGGACCGACACACCCCUUUAUUGGAAAUCAGUUGAUGAUUGGACACUUCAGAAGAAGGCUCAUGUUGUUAAUAACAUGUUUCCUCAGUCCUCUCUCCUGGGUUUUUUUGCUAGGAUCUUAGGUGGACACAGGGGAAAGAUGCAAGUGAGGGAAAUGAUGGCCCACAAAAGAAACUUGAGACACGCCCACAGACAUGAACCAUCCUUUCCUCCAGUCCAUCUUCUGAAUUGUUCAAUCACCAUAUGGUUUUUGAUAAAGGGGCAAUGGUCCAUAAAAGACUUGUGUGAAGGAUGCUUUUGUGCAUCCUCGCUCAUGGCAGCCUCCUCGCUUUUCAGAGCUUUGGGACGUCCUUCAUGAUGGCAGACUGGAACAACUUCUGGCUCAAGCAAGGACUGAGGAGCGAUCACAUAUGUCAUAUGUCAAACGGUUGCCGUGUCCCUGUAAUGCUGAAAACAAACCCUUCCUGUGCCCUCUUUUCACUGCCACUCUCCCUCAGCUGGCGGGUGCUGCCAUCCUGGGUGUCGGGAUCUGGGUGAAGGUGGACAGUGGCUCCAUCCUCAGCUUCUUGGGGAAGAUAGACAAUGCUCCUCCAGAGCUGGGCCAGGUGCUGCAGGUGGGCUACCUGCUGAUCGCAAUCGGAGCAGUGCUGCUCAUCAUCGGCUUCCUAGGCUGCUGUGGUGCGGUCAGAGAGAGCCGCUGUAUGCUGCUGCUGUUUUUUAUCAUCGUCCUGCUGGUCUUCAUCGCCGAGGUUGCAGGAGCAGUGGUGAUCCUGGUCUUCAGACCCUUGGCAGACCAGCUGUUCAACAAGAUUGGCAAGGCAGCAGUUCAGAACAUCAAGAAGGACUAUGGGGGAAAUGCGGACACCACAGCCCUGUGGAACAGCACGAUGAACUCGUUAAAGUGCUGUGGUUUCUACAACGCCUCAGACUUCGUGGGCUCUCCCUACUAUGUGAAUCACAGCAGUCAGUUCCCACCACAGUGCUGUCCGAAUGUCAUUCACCCCUGUAAUGCAGCGGCAGCCAUCAAUGGCACGAUGAGCCCUGGUUGCUUCCCAAAGAUCAAGCAGCUGGUCAACGACAACACGGUGGUCAUUGUGGCAGUGGCGCUGGGGAUCGCAGCUCUGGAGAUUUGUGCCAUGGUCGUCUCCAUGAUCCUUUACUGCAAAAUAAAAUCCACAAUGGCCUAAAUGACGAAGCCUCAGAAGGAUCACUGUAAUCACUGGAGCUUUUUAAUUCCUGUUUCGCCUCUAGAAGAGUGAAGGGCCUUUAUCACCUUUAUCCUGCAACAUGCAUCAUCACUGAAGACUGUUCUUGUGCAAUCAGAAUAACAAAUGUAUUUUUUACUACAGUUAAAUUUUUCUAAUAAAUGAAUGUACAGUAACUUUAUUGAGCAGGCUACACACGCUGUCUGCUUCAGCAACGCUUGGCUGGUUAAAGAGGAGUUGCGUGAAAACUGUUCACUGUGACGAUGAGACCAAGGCUGGACCAGUGUUGUUGCCAUAGUACAACUUAUAAAUGGCAGCAGAAGUGAUGCAUUAUUUGUACAUGUGUUGUGUACUGAUUGAUUUAGAAAUA